This is a messenger RNA of Lactuca sativa (garden lettuce), 945 nucleotides long. RefSeq names its product protein FAR-RED ELONGATED HYPOCOTYL 3-like. Gene Ontology annotation, biological process: regulation of DNA-templated transcription. NCBI's taxonomy places the organism in Eukaryota, Viridiplantae, Streptophyta, Magnoliopsida, Asterales, Asteraceae. The record is from RefSeq and is a predicted model, not a curated record.
AUGAAGGAAUUCAAUCUUGAAGAGACAAGAUGGUUUAAAGACAUGUUUACAAAACGUGAUUCAUGGAUACCUGGAUAUUUUAACGAUAUUCCAAUGUGUGGGUUGAUGAAGACUACGUCAAGGUCAGAGAGUAUGAAUUCAUUCUUUAAUAGCUACUCAGAAAGUGGUAAUUUACUUUUGAAUUUCAUGAUGAAUUACGACACUGCCAUUCAAAAGCAAAGGAAUACUCAACGAGAGCUUGAUAAGACAUCAAAGAAAGCAUCAUAUAAAAUGCAAACAUCUCAAGAAAUAGAACUACAAGCACCAAAAGUUUAUAUAAGUAUAUUAUUUUUUGAGGUGCAAAAGGAAAUAUAUAAAGCAAGUUUUUUCUGUACAUACUCGUAUGUUGGUAUUGAAGAUGGGUGGGAAGUUUACAUUGUGAAACACAACAAUAGUAAAAGCGAAUUUAAAAAUGAAUUUAAGGUUGAAAUAAAAGUUGAAGAUAAAGAAAUAAAUUGCAGUUGUGAACAUUUCAAGCUUCAUGAAAGGUACAUUUUGAAAAUAUGGAGAAAGGAUGUGAUAUCAAGAAAUUAUCAUUUUAGUUCUCUUCAAUCCGAUUCAAGGGAUUGUGAGAAUGUGAAGCUAGUUAAUGAUUCAUGUUUGGAUAUUGUAAGAGAUGACAAAAAGAAAUUGGCUUUGUUUGCUGAGAAAAAACAGAUGUUGUUGAAGGAAUUUGAGAGUGAUUAUACAUUUACUGGAUUGAAAAGCAAGACGGAUGGUGAAGUCAUAUGCAAGCUUAUGGUUUUUUCUAUUCCUAUUCCUAUUCCAAAAGAGAUUAAUAUUCAUGUUCCUCAAGUUCAAAGCAAUAAAGGUUCUAGAAUCAAGAAAAGAAUUCCAAGUGCAGGUGAAGUAGCAUAUGAAAAUUCUAAAAUAGAAUACAGAAUGUGCUCAGGAUGUGGAAAAUGA